CGGAGCGCGGCGGCGGCGGGCGCAGCUAGCGGGUCGGCUGCGGAGCGGGGGUGCAGCUCGGUUUCCCCCCGACACCCCUCCCCCUCAGGCGCCAGCCCCACCCCUCCGCCCGCCGGGCCGACCCCGCCGGACUAUCCCCUGCGGCGCGAGCCCGGGGCGGCUCCGGGCGCCCCCCAGCAGACCCCCCCCCCCAUUAUGGGCAGCCAGAGCUCCAAGGCUCCCCGGGGCGACGUGACCGCCGAGGAGGCAGCAGGCGCUUCCCCAGCGAAGGCCAACGGACAGGAGAAUGGCCACGUGAAAAGCAAUGGAGACUUAACCCCCAAGGGUGAAGGGGAGUCGCCCCCGGUGAACGGAACAGAUGAGGCAGCUGGGGCCACUGGCGAUGCCAUCGAACCAGCACCCCCUGGCCAGGGCGCUGAGGCCAAGGGGGAGAACGCCCCCAAGGAGACCCCUAAGAAGAAGAAGAAAUUCUCUUUCAAGAAGCCUUUCAAAUUGAGUGGCCUGUCCUUCAAGAGAAAUCGGAAGGAGGGUGGGGGUGAUUCUUCUGCCUCUUCACCCACAGAGGAAGAGCAGGAGCAGGGGGAGAUCGGUGCCUGCAGCGAGGAGGGCACUGCCCAGGAAGGGAAGGUUGCUGCCACCCCCGAGAGCCAGGAGCCCCAGGCCAAAGGGGCAGAGGCUAGUGCUGCCUCCAAGGGAGGAGACACAGAAGAAGAGGCAGGGCCCCAGGCUGCAGAGCCGUCCACUCCUUUGGGGCUGGAAAGUGGCCCUGCAUCAGCCAGCGUUGAGCAGAAUGAGUAGCUGGGUGGGGACAGGUGGGUGAUCUCUAAGCUGCAAAAACUGUGCUGUCCUUGUGAGGUCACUGCCUGGACCUGGUGCCCUGGCUGCCUUCCUGUGCCCAGAAAGGAAGGGGCUUGUUGCCCCCUCCCAGCCACGUUCCCUUUCCUCCUCUCCCUCCUGUGGAUUCUCCCAUCAGCCAUCUGGUUUUUCUCUUAAGGCCAGUUGAAGAUGGUCCCUUACAAUUUCCCAAGUUAGGUUAGUGAUGUGAAAUGCUCCUGUCCCUGGCCCUACCUCCUUCCCUGGCCCUACCCCUGCAGAAGGCAAUUGCUGGUUUUCUCUCCCAAUUCUUUUCCAAGUAGGUUUUGUUUAUCCUACUCCCUAAAUCCCUGAGCCAGAAGUGGGGUGCUUGUACUCCCAAACCCUGAGUGUCCAGCCUUUCCCCUGUUGAGUUUUUAGUCUUUUGUGCUGUGCCUAGUGGCACCUGGGCUGGGGAGGACACUACCCCCGUCUAGGUUUUUAUAAAUGUCUUACUCAAGUUCAA
Messenger RNA from Sciurus carolinensis (gray squirrel), 1318 nucleotides. It is a transcript of the gene Marcksl1, whose product is annotated as MARCKS like 1. Lineage: Eukaryota; Metazoa; Chordata; Mammalia; Rodentia; Sciuridae. Gene Ontology annotation, cellular component: plasma membrane; cytoplasm. Gene Ontology annotation, biological process: central nervous system development; actin filament organization. The record is from RefSeq and is a predicted model, not a curated record. Gene Ontology annotation, molecular function: actin filament binding; calmodulin binding. Bases 196 to 798 code for a protein of 200 amino acids. The transcript has 2 exons.